This is a messenger RNA of Ogataea parapolymorpha DL-1, 867 nucleotides long. Its product is annotated as hydrolase NIT2. Gene Ontology annotation, molecular function: hydrolase activity, acting on carbon-nitrogen (but not peptide) bonds, in linear amides. The transcript has a single exon. The record is from RefSeq and is a predicted model, not a curated record. Bases 1 to 867 code for a protein of 288 amino acids. Lineage: Eukaryota; Fungi; Ascomycota; Pichiomycetes; Pichiales; Pichiaceae.
AUGGUCCUUGUCGCCGCUGGACAACUUUGUGCUUCCAAUGUUUUGAAAGACAACGCUACUGCUGCGAUCAAUCUGAUUACAAAGGCUGCAAGCCUGAAAUGUAAGGUUUUAUUUUUACCAGAAGCAUCAGAUUAUAUUGCACGGAAUGCGCAACAAAGUAAAGAGAUUGUGAAGUCCGUCUCAGAGUCGCCUUUUGUGCUGGCCAUUCAAAAAAAGCUGCAAGAACUUCACGCUGCCGGGAAUUCCCUUUCUGUUUCAGUGGGUAUUCAUGAGCCUUCUGAGACUUCUGACCGUGUUAAGAAUACCCUGAUAUGGUUCAAUGAAGCAGGUGAAAUUGUUCAGAGAUAUCAGAAAAUCCAUCUUUUCGAUGUGGACAUUAAGAACGGGCCGAUUUUGAAAGAGUCGCAAUCCGUUGAACCAGGAUCGAAAGUUCUUAAACCGUUCCCAACCGCAAUUGGCAACGUUGGAUUAGGGAUCUGCUAUGAUCUACGUUUUCCCGAGCUGGCCUUGAGAUUGAGAAGUGAAGGAGCCCAAGUUUUAACUUAUCCCUCUGCUUGGACAAUGAAAACAGGCCCUCAUUUCCAGAUCCUGGCUCAAUCAACCGCCAUUUUUACUCAAUGCUAUGUUGUGAUGCCUGCACAAAAGGGAAAACACAAGGUUGAGGACGGAACGGUGACUAAUAGAGAGUCUUACGGCCACACUUGUAUUAUCGAUCCUUCAGGAACUAUUCUUGCUCAGUGCACAGAUAUUGACGAUGUAGAGGACAUCUGCAUCGCCGAUAUCGAUCUUGGUAAGCUGGAGGUCAUCAGGAAAAAUAUGCCUCUUUGGAGCCAGAGAAGACCGGAUGUCUUCGGCUACAAAGUCUAA